AUGGCUAGCGAGAACCCUGCUUUCGACCCCCAAGCACAAGCUGCCACCACCCCUUUGAACCCUCAUCUGGACGCACACAUUCGCACUACCAUGAAGACGCAGGUAGGCCAGCUCAGUGCAAGCCUCGAAAAUAGCUACCGCAACGUUGCACACCUAUGCGACGUCAAGCAACGCGCUAAAACCCUCCUCGACAUCAACACCGAGGAUUCCUCUUCAGCGGCCAAAAAGACGCAACUAAUCGACCAACAGCUGGGUCUUCUGGAGGAAGGCCUCCGGCGCGGUUGGACUCUCCUGGAUAUGAUGCGAGGGUCCCUUGGACAGCUAGUCUAUGCAGAUUAUCUUUUCCGUCCUCCGAGCGACGUCGAACUUGCGAGCCUCCAGGAAAAUCUCAGGCUCAUGAGGGAAAAGUACUUGGCUGUGAUUCCUGUACGAAUACCCAUGUUUACUUCGGAUCCGGACUAUAUGAUGCUCCAGUACUCGGCGGGGCCAGAUGGAAACGGCACGAUAAAGACGCAAACGGAGGCUUUCCUUGAACAAAUCAAGAGUUUGGAGUACUCGCUCGGGCAGGCGGAAUCUCUCGGGUUCGAAUGGGUUGAAAAGACGAUGGAUUUGGAGACAAAAGUUGAGACUAUGGAGCAGGAGAAUGGGAGUUUACGGAGAGAGGUAGAGAAGUUGAGGCGAGAGAAUGAGAUGCUAGCGAAAGGAACAGGGCUUGUAUAG
Molecule: messenger RNA, 720 nt
Organism: Stereum hirsutum FP-91666 SS1
Lineage: Eukaryota; Fungi; Basidiomycota; Agaricomycetes; Russulales; Stereaceae
Exons: 1
Coding region: 1-720 (239 amino acids)
Source: RefSeq, a predicted model, not a curated record